AUGAAUCGCUCUUGUGUAAACUUCUUGAAAACGAUGGUGAUCAAUCUCAACUUUCUGUGCUGGCUUUGUGGUGCAUUUGUGGUGGCUUUCGGGGAGUUCCAGAUGAUACACUCCAGGUAUGCCUCCCUCAUCACCACCUUCUGGCCCAUCUACCCCGCCAACACUCUGGUGGUCACUGGAACCAUCGUCAUGUGUGUGUGUUACAUAGGAGUGUUAGGGGGCAUGAGGGAGAAUCGCUGCAUGCUGAUCAGUUUCUUCCUUCUGUUGGUCAUCCUGAUGCUGGUGGAGCUGGCCAUGGCUCUGGUGUUCCUGGUCUACAGCAGAGAGAUUGACUCGUACUUUGAGAAAGACCUGAUGCAAAGCUUGGAGAUCUACAGACAGUCCAGUCCAGAAGGCAACAAAACCAUUAAAGAUGACUUUGAUGCUGUUCAGCACCUGUUUAGGUGCUGUGGAGUUCAUGGUGAGGCGGACUGGAAAGGUAACGUCCCGGUCUCCUGUUGUACCAAGGACCCAUGUAGCGUCCGCUUUCAAACCAACUGGAAAGAGGGAUGUGUGGAUAAACUGAAGAACUGGUUUGCCCAUAACUACCUGAGCACAGGUGCGGGUGUUAUUACCAUGUUUAUCAUACAGGUUAUCUGUCUGUCCAUCACCAUCCCCCUGUUUUGCCACUUUAAGAGGCGUGGGCUUGGAUACCAGUGA
This is a messenger RNA of Cheilinus undulatus (humphead wrasse), 699 nucleotides long. Its product is annotated as leukocyte surface antigen CD53-like. Gene Ontology annotation, cellular component: membrane. Lineage: Eukaryota; Metazoa; Chordata; Actinopteri; Labriformes; Labridae. The transcript is spliced from 7 exons. The coding region runs from base 1 to 699 and encodes 232 amino acids. The record is from RefSeq and is a predicted model, not a curated record.